GAAGCUGAAGCGCCUCUCGCUGGUUGGUCGGCUCAGACGAGGAACUGAGGGAAAAUGGCCGCGGUCGGUGUUUUCGCGUUAGCAGCGUUGGUUUUGUCGUGUAAAUGCGACUCUGUGGAAAAACCAAGCGAUGCCACGGGAGCAGGGACCGGCUCUGAGGCGGAGCGCAGCGGCCCGGCGGCGGCGAGCGCGGGCUCUGAGGCUCCGGGCGGCGGUGCAGGAGCUGCGGUCAGCCUGCCGGACAGCUGUGAGGAGGAGCUGCUCAUCAGACCCCUACACUCGGGGGACAUUUACGCCAGCUUCCAGUUCAGGACACUGUGGGACACGGACUUUCUCCACCAGGGAAAGAAAGUUUCCCACUACCGGCUAUUCCCAAAGUCUCUGGGCCAAGUGCUGUCCAAGUUCUCUGUGCGGGAGCUACACAUCUCCUUCACUCAGGGCUACUGGAGGACGAUGCAGUGGGGGCAGCCCAUCGUCCCCUCUCCUCCUGGGGCUGAGCUCUGGGUGUGGUUCCACAACACUGUGGCGGAUGUGGACGGGAACUGGAAGGAGCUCACCAAUGUUCUGUCGGGCAUCUUCUGUGCUUCUCUAAACUUCAUUGACUCAACCAACACAGUGCAGCCUAGUGCCUCCUUUAAACCUCUGGGACUAGGAAAUGCUACUGACCAUCGCUUCCUCCGUUACGCCACUUUACCACGUGAAAUUGUCUGUACUGAGAAUUUGACUCCUUGGAAGAAGCUCCUCCCUUGUGGCUCUAAGGCUGGCCUGGCGGUUCUGAUGAAGUCAGAGAAACUGUUUCACAGCAGCUUCCACUCUCAGGCAGUGCACAUCAGACCUGUCUGUAAGGAUUGGCAGUGUUCAAGCACAGCAUGGGAACUAAGGCAGACUCUCAAUGUCGUGUUCGACCUCUACACCUCGGGACAAGGCAAAAAGGAGUGGUCCCUUUUCAAGAUGUUCUCUCGCACUUUAACUGAGGCCUGCCCGUUGGCAUCUUCUAGCAAAGUCUACGUGGAUGUCACCGAUAACCCAGAGGGGGAGCUGUUCGACUUGAGCCCAGCCACCUCUGUCCUCAAUACAGCUGUGGUGCUUGGAGAUCGCAGGACAUACUCUGUAUAUGAUCUGACCCAAAAAGAGACGUUUGGCCAGCUGCGCUCACUCAAUCUUGUACUGCGUUGGAAAGGGGAAAGCGGUGACAUGCUGCGUCCCCUGCUUCAUGCAGAGCGCUAUGUGGCCGGCUUCGGACUCCAGACAGGUGAGAUCCACACCUUGAUCUAUAAUAACCACCCGUAUAGGGCCUUCCCUGUGCUUCUGCUGGACUCGGUGCCCUGGUACCUCCGACUUUACAUCCAUACCCUGACUGUCACCAGCAAAACACGUGAGAACAAGCCAAGCUACAUUCACUACCAGCCUUCAAAGGACCGCCUGCGUCCUCAUCUCCUUGAGAUGCUGGUGCAGUUGCCUCCUCACUCCGUCACUGAGGUCACCGUGCAGUUUGAACGAGCCUUGCUCAAAUGGACCGAAUACACUCCAGAUCCCAACCACGGCUUCUACGUUGGAUCGUCUGUGAUUAGUGCUCUUGUGCCAAGUGUCGUUGCCAUGGACACCAACAACACUCAAGAGCGGCCACUGUUCAGCAGCUUCUUCCCCACCAAAGAGGAGUCGAGCUACUUCGUGCGGGUGUACACCGAACCUUUGCUGGUUAAUUUGCCCACGCCUGACUUCAGCAUGCCCUAUAACGUGAUCUGCCUCACCUGCACAGUGGUGGCAGUCGGCUACGGCUCCUUCUACAACCUGCUUACACGCACCUUUCAGGUGGAGGAGCCCAGCCAGCCACUGGCUAAACGCCUGGCCAACGUCAUCCGUCGCAUAAGGGGUGUGCCACUGCUCUGAAGCACCAGCUACAGGACAUGAAUCCAACCAUCUGAGCUCCUUAAUAGGCAGCUAGAUGAAUCGCAACAGAGGAACGGAUAUCUGUGGAGGUCAGUCUUUGGAAGAACAUGAAGCCAAGGCUGAUGUUUAUGGAACUCAGGCAAGAUGAAAGGAGCUCGUGAAGAAUGUCGGUACUAAAGGCCACUUGAAUUCUUUCCCCGGGCUAAAAGGGAGGAACGUGAUGUUAUGGGUCUGGGUUUUGGCUUUUUGUUUACACGGGGGAAAAAGUGUUUUUCAAACAUAAGGGACAAAUUUAGGUCUUUAAAAAAAAAAAAAAAAAAAAAAAGUUUCUCACUCCACUCAUCUGGAAGAGGCACUGGCAGCAGAGUGAAAUAUGAAACCCUCUGGAUUAAUGGCAUGUGGGUCUGACUGAGCCAUUAGUCAUUCUGCAGUACAUCAAAGCAAAUCCGGGGAGGAUGGAGAGGAGAGUCCAAAAAUUAAGCAGAUACUUUCCAUUAUGGGUAAUGCACUGAAAUUGUUCUUGAUGUGGGAUAGCCAACCAUGCUUUGUGUUUGUUUCUGCUUUAAUAAGAUGCUUUGAUCUGUGAUCUGCUUUUUAUUUGAACUGCUCAGAUAUGAGUACAGCUAAAUGAACCUGACAGCCAAGUCAGUUACAAUGGAAAACCUAUUAAAAACGGCAAUUUUUUAAUUUAUGGAACAGAGAUGCAUGAUGGGGCUUUUAAUUGUCAAGCUGUGAUCACAACAGUUGUAUGUAUUAUUUUUGCCAAAACAAUAAAUCGGUUCGAAGUGAGAAA
This is a messenger RNA of Pygocentrus nattereri (red-bellied piranha), 2683 nucleotides long. RefSeq names its product phosphatidylinositol glycan anchor biosynthesis, class T (gene pigt). The record is from RefSeq and is a predicted model, not a curated record. The transcript has 12 exons. The coding region runs from base 55 to 1890 and encodes 611 amino acids. NCBI's taxonomy places the organism in Eukaryota, Metazoa, Chordata, Actinopteri, Characiformes, Serrasalmidae. Gene Ontology annotation, biological process: attachment of GPI anchor to protein. Gene Ontology annotation, cellular component: GPI-anchor transamidase complex.